Molecule: messenger RNA, 1084 nt
Organism: Trifolium pratense (red clover)
Lineage: Eukaryota; Viridiplantae; Streptophyta; Magnoliopsida; Fabales; Fabaceae
Product: pre-mRNA-splicing factor SPF27 homolog
Exons: 5
Coding region: 102-875 (257 amino acids)
Biological process (GO): mRNA processing
Cellular component (GO): precatalytic spliceosome; catalytic step 2 spliceosome; Prp19 complex
Source: RefSeq, a predicted model, not a curated record
CCUUCUCGUUUGCCGGAACUAUACGACUUUCAUCUUCACACACACACUUCAGAGAGUGGAAAACCCUUCUCUCUUUCUCUGCGAAGCAACAAGUAACAACCAUGGGAGAUGGAAGCAGCAGCAGCAGCAGCAACGGUGAUGUUCUGAUGCUGGAAGCUCCGCCUUCUUACGGUAGGUCAAGCAAUUCCGAUGCCGAAAUAAUCGACGCAUUGCCUUACAUCGAUGACGACUACAGUCACGAGAGUGUCAAGAAAGAAGUCGACCGUCUCGUUGAGGAAGAGAUGCGCCGCAGCUCCAAAAAACCUUCUGAUUUCCUCAAAGAUUUUCCUCCUCUUCCCACUUUCAAUUUCGAGGAGUACCCUAUGAUUGGUAGAGAGUAUGAGCGUGUAAGAGCUGCUGGUAAGCCUCAUUCGAUUGACAGGGGGAGAUAUGAAUUACAAUUACCUCCGCCGAAUAAAAUGAACGAUGAAACUGCUUGGAAACUAUCUCUUCAAACUGCUCAACGUCUACUUCAAUAUCAAACUUUGAGGAUGGAAAAUUUGGAUUUGUUGUUGAAAUAUGGUCCUCAUGCUUGGAAACAACAUAACCAACGAUUGGAAGUUUACUUGUCAAGAAUGCAGAAAUUAGCUCAGGAACAAAAUGAUAAGAUUGAAAAAGUUAACCGUGAAAGGAAAUAUCAUCAGCAAAACACUGCAUAUGAGCUUAAUGCUUUGUCCAUGCAAUGGAACGAGCUUUGUCAGAAAAAUAUAGACAUCAAAGUUGCGUGUGCUUCAGUUGAAACUCACCUAAAUGAACUGAGAAGAGAAGCAGCAGAAAGAGGCUGGAACUUAGAUGCUAUCACUGAAAAUGGGCAAUUGGCGAAUUCGGAAUCAUGAGAUUUGUAUCUGCUUAUCUAGUUUUGGAUCUGUAAUUUUGACUUUAAUUGUAUUGUACCUAUUGAUAUUUAGUUUAUUUAUAUCAUGAAAAUAUUCCCCACCUAAAUGUCAAAAUAUAAAACAGGUUGAAACCUAAUUUGUUGGUAACAAAACAUGAUUUGGUUAUUUUGGUUUAUUUUUGAAAUAACACAGGGAUGGUGAAAAUGUCA